This is a messenger RNA of Spodoptera exigua (beet armyworm), 996 nucleotides long. The record is from the annotation of a GenBank genome assembly. Lineage: Eukaryota; Metazoa; Arthropoda; Insecta; Lepidoptera; Noctuidae.
AUGCGGGCACGUAAAUGCUGUAUUUUGGAGCAAGUGAGCUGGUACUACUACUACACAUGUGGUUCUGCACUCACCGAUAUGGUGCGCUGUUAUGCACUCAUCGAAGUAAUCCUCGGUACAUACAUUGCAAAAACUCUGAACCUCGUCAAAAACUUUAAACAAUAUUUAGAAAUUCCAACAUCGAUGUUCAUAUGUUACGUGUUGGUAUGGUUUACGCGGGGCGGUAUCGGGAGCGCGCGACAAGCGGCCGCUCUGGAGCUCUCCCGCCGUUACACUGAAACCCCUAGCUCGACUGAAACCGAAACAUUAGGGAGUCGGUGCAUUUCGUACGACGACCCGUCUAAGAUUAACUGGCGAAGUAUUAGUCAGAUUUUCCUUCGAAAAUACGUUUCGUUCACGCCAUGUUUAUUUGCACGUGUUAAAGAAUGUUGCACACGGUGGAUGCGUCGUAAAGUACCUGCAAUGCAGAACGCAUUUUUGAAAAAACAUCAAUUCCACCUGACAGUAGAAAGUACUCGUAGAAGGGUUAAGGCGAAAGACAGUGUCAGACACUUACUAACGAAAAACUCCCCCGUUCCUUCUCCUGCUGACUCAUUGCGCUUAACCCGGUUGAACAUCAGCUCUAUAGGGUCCCGUCAGUGGUGGUCUAUUGGCCCAUUGAAGCGCGCGCGGAAGGCUACGCGCCGCACGCUCGGGUCUGGUUCUGGUCGGGCAGCGAGCUACCCUCACUCGCCGUCCGAAAACCCGCGCAAAACAUUAACCCUAACGUGCUGUCCUGCCAAGUGUGGUGCCAACUUUAACUUAAAGCCGGCAACGCACCUGGCAGGAUCAGGCCCGAGCGUACGGCGCGUAGCGUUCCGCGCGCGCCUCAAAGAGCCAAUAGACCACCACAGACGGGGCCCUAAAGGGCUGAUGUUCAGCCGGGGUUGCGGGGUAAGCGCAAUGAGGUACCGCGACCUCGGCACAGAGCAGGAGAAGGAACAGGGGGGUUUUUAG